AUGAAUCAAAUACCGCCAUCAACGUCACAACAACAACAACCACCAAUGUAUAUGUCAAAUUCUGAUAAUCAGAUGAUGUCAACAUCAGCACCUUUAACAAUGAAUAAUGCUCAAUUAAAUUUAUUUAAUCAUCAAAUAAGUGCAUAUAAAUAUCUCGUACGUAAUCAACCUAUCCCUGAACAUCAUCUUGCUGUCAUAAAACGUCAGCAACAAUUCUAUCCACCAAAUGCAAUGGUACCUAAACAAUCAUCGAAUCCAUCAAUAGUAAUGGAUUCUCGUUAUAAACCACCUGUGAAUGGUAAUAUGGGUCCACGCUAUUAUCCACCUAUACAGGUCAAUGGUACUACAAACUAUUCGAAUCAAUCAAUACAAAUUCCAUCUCUAACCGAAAACGGCACAAAUCGAUUAAAUAAUCUUCGUGUAACAUUAAUAACAAAACCGAUAGGUGUCGAUGUACACGACAUUAUUAACGAACGUGAUAGUCGUAUUCAAAAUAAUAUCAUACUACGUAUAAAUGAACUUGAAAAACUUUUACAAAGUGUAACACAAGAAAAUAUUCGUACAAGAAUUAUGAUUGAACUCAAAGCACUUAAACUAUUAAAUUUUCAACGGCAAUUACGUUCUGAAAUAGUUACUUGUAUGCGUUUAGAUGCCAAUCUUGAAACGGGAACCUAUCCACGUUUAUACAAGCGUCCAAAACAAUUCGGUUUACGAGAAGCUCGUGCAACAGAAAAAUUAGAAAAACAACAGCAAGCUGAAAUCGAUCGUAAACGUCGACAAAAACAUCAAGAAUAUUUAACAGCUGUAUUAAAUGUUGCACGAGACUUUAAAGAAUAUCAUAAAUCAAUACAAUUGAAAUCUAGUAAAUUAGCUCGUUCGAUACUAUCAUGGCAUCAAAAUACUGAACGUGAACAAAAGAAAGAACAAGAAAAACGUGAACGUGAACGUAUGCGUCGUUUAAUGAAUGAAGAUGAAGAUGGUUAUAGAAAAUUAAUUGAUGAGAAAAAAGAUAAACGUUUAGCUUACUUAUUAUCACAAACCGAUGCGUAUAUAAUAAGUUUAGUAAAUCUUGUAAAAGAACAUCAAAAUGAUUUGAAAAAGAAAAAAAUGGAAAAGAAACAAACGAAUUCUUCAAAUGAUGAACAAAAUUAUUUACAUGUAAAAGUGAAAAAUACAUCAACAGGAGAAAUCAAAGAUGGACCUGAUGCACCAUUAGAAUCGGAACUUGAUAGUUGGCUAGAAAAAAAUCCCGGGUGGCAAGCUGUACCCGCAGAUAACAGUGACGAUGAUGAUGAAGAAACAGCACGAGAAACAGCUGCACGGCUAGCUGAAACAACUAUUACUAUUCCAGCACCAACACCCGAUGAACAAGAAAAGGGUGUUGUAGAAGAUGAAACAAUUGUGAAAGAAGUUUUAACUAAAGCUAAACAAGCAACAGAAGAUGAUGAAUAUCAUACAUCAUCAUUGGAUUCUUACUAUGCUGUGGCACAUCGCGUUCGAGAACGUGUUAUUAAACAAUCGGCACUUCUUGUGGGAGGAUCACUAAAACCCUAUCAAAUACAAGGUCUUGAAUGGCUUGUUUCAUUAUAUAAUAAUAAUCUUAAUGGUAUUCUGGCGGAUGAAAUGGGCCUUGGAAAGACAAUUCAAACAAUCGCUUUGAUUACUUAUUUAAUGGAAGUUAAAAAAGUCAAUGGACCCUAUUUAAUUAUUGUACCAUUGUCAACAUUAGCUAAUUGGGUGAAUGAAUUUGAAAAAUGGUCACCAGCUGUUUCAAAAAUUAUCUUUAAAGGUAAUCCACAAGUACGUAAAACACUUGGCUAUACAUUACGAAACGGUAAAUUCAAUGUCCUACUAACAACAUAUGAAUAUAUUAUCAAAGAUAAAGCAUUACUAGCAAAAAUCAGAUGGCGUUAUAUGAUUAUCGAUGAAGGUCAUCGUAUGAAAAAUCAUAAUUGUAAAUUAACACAAAUACUCAAUACGCAUUAUAUUGCUCCACAUCGUUUGUUAUUAACUGGUACACCAUUACAAAAUAAGCUACCUGAACUAUGGGCAUUACUAAAUUUUCUUUUACCAUCCAUAUUUAAAUCGUGUACAACAUUUGAACAAUGGUUUAAUGCACCAUUUGCAACGACAUGCGAAAAAGUUGAACUCAAUCCUGAAGAAACUUUACUUAUUAUCAGACGUUUGCAUAAAGUUCUACGACCAUUUCUAUUGCGUCGUCUGAAAAAAGAAGUCGAAUCACAACUACCAGAUAAAAUUGAAUAUGUUAUUAAAUGUGAUAUGUCAGCAUUACAACGAGUCAUAUACAAUCAUAUGCAAGCUAGUGGCAUUCUUCUUACCGAAGAUAAAAAUGAUAAAGGCAGUAAUCCAAAAGCACUCAUGAAUACAAUUAUGCAAUUACGUAAAAUCUGUAAUCAUCCGUUUAUGUUCAAUGAAUUAGAAGAAAAAAUUGGUGAUUAUUUAAAUUAUACAAAUGGUGUUUGUAAUGGAGCUGAUCUUUAUCGAGCAUCGGGCAAGUUUGAAUUACUCGAUCGUAUAUUACCAAAAUUGAAAGUAACAAAUCAUCGUGUUCUACUUUUCUGUCAAAUGACAUCAUUAAUGACAAUUAUGGAAGAUUAUUUCGCUUAUAAAAAUUUCACUUAUUUGCGUCUUGAUGGUCAAACAAAAUCUGAAGAACGUGGUGAUUUAUUAGCUAAAUUUAGUGAAGCCAAAGCUGAUUAUUUCAUUUUCUUGUUAUCAACACGUGCUGGUGGUCUCGGUUUAAAUUUACAAACAGCUGAUACAGUUAUUAUAUUCGAUUCCGAUUGGAAUCCACAUCAAGAUUUACAAGCACAAGAUCGUGCACAUCGUAUAGGUCAAGUGAAUGAAGUUCGUGUUCUACGUUUAAUGACAGUUAAUAGCGUUGAAGAAAAGAUCUUAGCAGCUGCUCGUUAUAAAUUAAAUGUCGAUGAAAAAGUUAUUCAAGCUGGAAUGUUUAAUAAUAAAUCAACAGGAAAUGAACGAAAACAAUUUUUACAACAAAUUCUUCUACAAGAAACUGAAGAAGGAGACGAAGAAGAAGAUGAAGUUCCCGACGAUGAAAUUAUCAAUCAAAUGAUUGCACGAAGUGAAGAUGAAUACAAUUUAUUUAAUAGAAUGGAUCGCGAACGAAGACACGCUGAAGCUAGAAUGCCAAAUCGUAAGCCGCGACUUCUUGAAAUGUCAGAAUUACCGGCAUGGCUAACAAAAGAUCCUAAAGAAUUAGAAAAAACUAUACUCGACCAAGAAACAUUAGAUUUAUUUGGACGUGGAACUAGACAAAGAAAAGAAGUUGAUUAUUCAGAUUCAUUAACAGAUAAAGAAUGGCUGAGGGCUAUUGAAGAUGGAACGUUAGGUACACCUGAUCAAGACAAAAAACGUCGACGAAAACGACGUACUGCUACUAAUAUUGAUUUUGAUGAUGACGAUGAUGAACAACAAGAUGAGAGCAAUAGUAAACAAGAUGAUGAUGAUAUGGAUGCAGUUCCUACUAAAGUUGGUCGACGAGCUGGAAAAAGAAAACUAAAAGAAACGAAUAAAAAAUAUUCCGACGAUCCGAUACCAGCGAAAUUAUUAAAACAAAUGACAACAUUGUUAGACUUUGUUAUUAAAUAUCGAGACAAUGAUGACAACCGAGUGUUGAGUAAACCAUUUAUGCGAUUGCCAACACAAAAAGAACUGCCAGAAUAUUAUGAAACCAUUAGAAAUCCAGUUGAUUUUAAUAAAAUUAAGAAAAAACUUGGAGAAAAUCGUUAUCGAAGUUUAAAUGAAAUUGAAGCUGAUGUUAUGCUUCUCUGUAAAAAUGCACAAGAAUUUAAUAUGGAAAAUUCAACUAUCUAUGAGGAUUCAAUUAUUCUUCAAUCUGUAUUUACGAAUGCUCGCGAACGUAUGGAGAAAGGAGAAAUUCCUGUUAGUUCAAAUUCGGAAGGAGAAUCUGAUGACGAUGAACCACUGAAGAAACGUGUAAAAAAAGAGACUAAUGUAAAAAAGAAAGCUCAAUCGCGUCCAUCUGGCAAUGGAAGUAGUACGACAAGUAGUCGUCGAAAAACUCGUGUCAUGAGCGAUGACGAAGAUAUGAUGAUGGACGAGACAAAUCAAUCAUCAUAUGGUGGUGUCGAUGAUGAUGAUGACGACGACGACGAAGAAGAAGAAGAAGAAACUCGUGGUUCUAAUUCGCGCCAAAAAUAA
Messenger RNA from Rotaria socialis, 4206 nucleotides. NCBI's taxonomy places the organism in Eukaryota, Metazoa, Rotifera, Eurotatoria, Philodinida, Philodinidae. The record is from the annotation of a GenBank genome assembly.